AUGGCGGCAAACUACUGGGAAUCGACCCAGCGCAAGUUCUGGCAGUUCACGAAGGAGGAGCUCGCUGCGAUCCGCCAGCGACUUGACGAUGCCGACAAGGAGCUGGUCCAGAUGUUUCCCCUGCCGCAGAUGCGGCACCUCAACAUCUACUUCAAUCAACAGAUCAACCGCCUAGGCAAGCGUCUCGGCGUCCGCCAACAAGGGAUGGCCACAGCACAAGUCUACAUCAAACGCUUCUACACGCGUGUCCAGAUUCGCCACACAAACCCAUACCUCGUCAUAACGACCGCUCUCUACCUCGCCUGUAAAAUGGAAGAAUGCCCCCAACACAUCCGCCUGCUCACCCAAGAAGCCCGCUCCCUCUGGCCGUCCGACCUCCACGGCCACGACGCCUCGCGCGUCGGCGAGUGCGAGUUCAGCCUCAUCUCCGAAAUGAACUCCCAGCUCAUCGUGCACCAACCCUACCGCACACUCUUGGCCGUCCAGGAAGAGUUCGGCCUAACCCAUGACGAGACGGCCCUCGCGUGGACGGUGAUCAAUGACCAUUAUAUGACCGACUUGCCUUUGUUGCACCCGCCGCACAUUGUCGCCUUCACAGCAAUCCUCCUUGCGCUGGUGCUCCGCCCCAGCGGAGGCAGCGGCAGCAGGGAUAGUAGCACGGGCCCCGGGCCAGCCGGCACCGGAUCAGCCGUCGGAGUUGCGACAGGCCCUAACGCGCCACAGGGAGUUGCACUUGCCGCAUCGGCGCUCGCCCAGGCGCAGGCCCAACAGGCGCAAGCCAGGGCGGCCGUGAUGGCAGGCGGAUCUCAGGGGGCAGACGGUAUGGGCGGAGCCUCGGGUGUUGGGCAAGCGGCUGGCAGCGAGCAGCCCAAGAAGGCCACAGACCCUAGGCUGGCUAAGGUCCAGCGGUUCGCACAGUGGCUUGCCGACAGCAAUAUUGAUAUCGACGCCAUGGUAGACUGCACACAGGAGCUGAUCUCGUUUUAUGAGUGCCAUGAGCAAUACAAUGAUAAGCACACGCGGGAGCAGAUCAGUCGAUUUAUUAAGGCUAGGGGGUUGGAUAAAUGA
Thermochaetoides thermophila DSM 1495 is the source of this 1068-nucleotide messenger RNA. RefSeq lists its product as uncharacterized. The record is from RefSeq and is a predicted model, not a curated record. Gene Ontology annotation, cellular component: mediator complex; nucleus. The transcript is spliced from 2 exons. Bases 1 to 1068 code for a protein of 355 amino acids. Gene Ontology annotation, biological process: positive regulation of transcription by RNA polymerase II. NCBI's taxonomy places the organism in Eukaryota, Fungi, Ascomycota, Sordariomycetes, Sordariales, Chaetomiaceae. Gene Ontology annotation, molecular function: cyclin-dependent protein serine/threonine kinase regulator activity.